This is a messenger RNA of Drosophila innubila, 5668 nucleotides long. Its product is annotated as protein FAM102B. The record is from RefSeq and is a predicted model, not a curated record. Bases 591 to 3911 code for a protein of 1106 amino acids. The transcript has 11 exons. NCBI's taxonomy places the organism in Eukaryota, Metazoa, Arthropoda, Insecta, Diptera, Drosophilidae.
AAUUAACAUAAAAUGUUAACAUUAACAAUCUUACAAGCGAACGGUAAAGUCGUGUUUUGUGUUCGUUAAAAUUAGCAUAAUUUUGUGCCGCGCAAUGUUUGUUAGUGCAAAUAGUGUUUUAAUAUAAAAAUUGUUGUUCGUAUGCGUUCGUUCUUGGCCGCUUCAACAGCUGCUUGUGACAUCGACUCAGCGCCCACAACGAGAGACGUCAACGAUUUGCAAUUUAUCAUUUGCGAGGCGGACGCGUGGAACAACUCGAAGGCUAAGACGAUUCACAAACUCUAAAAAUGGCAGUUAAAUAGUACAAAACCCGUAACUGAUAAGAAAGCCAACUAUAUAAAUAUAUAGAGAAAAAGAAAAUCAUUCAAACGGAAUUAAUACAGAGCCAACUACAACGCACAACCUUUGAGUGAAAAAGUGUAGCUCAGAUUUUAAAGUAACUGAAUAACUGAAGAAGACAGCCAAGUUAAGAAGUUAAAGACGUGUUCAAGGCGGUGCCUGGGCAACCGCCUAAAACAAGGCAAUUGUUAAAUUUCUUGUGGCAGAGUUUCAGAGCCACAAAAGUCACGGAUUGAAGGAAAAUAAAGUAAAUGACACUUCUUGGGCCUAGCGCCCCUGGCAUGGCCUUUAUGAUGAAAAAGAAAAAGUACAAGUUCAAUGUGGAGGUGCAACUGCAGGAUUUGGUCGAAGUCGCUCUGGUCAAUGAGGUGCUCUUUGCCAAGAUAAGGCUCCUGGAUGGCGGCUCCUUUCAAGAGUACAGCAGCCGCGAGGAAGUGCGCAAUCAUCGUGUGGAAUGGAAUCGUAGCUUUGAGUUCCCCUGCAAGAUGAGUGCCAAUGCCUCGACCGGUGUCUUGGAUCCCUGCCAUUUGCGCAUCUCAAUACGCAAGGAGAUGAAGGGAGGUCGCAGCUAUUAUAAGCUCGGCUUCAUCGAUCUCAAUCUUGCCGAAUUCGCCGGCGCUGGUUUAACGUCACGUCGCUUUCUUCUCGAGGGCUACGAUUCGCGCCAUCGUCUGGAUAACUCCAUGCUAAGAGUCAGCAUCAAAAUGCAUAUGCUGAGCGGUGAUAUACUCUUCAAAGCUCCCACGCCCAGCCUGAAGAGCAAACAGGGCAAACCAACAGCUGAAGAUGCCGCCUGCGGUGGCCUGCAAACGCCAACGGCAACGGUGAUGCCCAGCAUUGGCAGUGGCAGUGGCGGCUCGUCCAUUCCCCUGGGCGGCAGUGGCGCCACCUUGGGCGGUGUUUCCAGCACAAUAUCUGCGCCGAGCACACGACCCGUUUCCACCACUAGAGAAGAGGAUCUCGACGCACAGGCAGUGAUAGCGGCAAUUGUCACAGACUCGGGUCUCUCCGAAUCCUCCGAGUCGGCGGUUACCUUGACUACGGACAAUCUGCAACAACAUGUUAUCGCUUCAUCCAAUGCCACAACACCCGUCACUGUCGCACAGACGCUGCCCGGCUUGGGCAUUAUUGGCAGCAACAACUAUGGUACCACGGGUCUCUCCAAUGCUGGUGGUAGUGGUGUAGGUGGUGUGGGUGUAGUGAAUACAGCUGCGCUCAUGGAAAUGGGUCAUUCGAGAAAUUCCAGUAAUACUAGUCAGAUGUCAAAAGGUUCGGGUUAUAGUAGUUUUUCGCACAGUCAACAUUCGAGGCAGAGCUCUGAGGGUGACUCGGGACAUGCUAGUCGUUUUAGAAAAUCCGUUUCUCUACUCAAUAGACUCAAUCAGAGAGCUAUAAAUGCCAUGAAACUGAAUAUACCAGCAUUGCGGCAUCAGCACAAGACGGAGCAGACCCAGGGACUGGGAUUGGGAUUGGGCGUCGGCCUCGGCCUCGGCCUGGUGCAGGAGCAUCAAGUUGGUCCAGCGACCAACCAACAACAACAUCAUCAGCAGGUCAAUGUUACCCUCAGCACAACCAUCGAAUAUGUGAGCGAGGAGAUGCUCUACCAGACGCCCAAUGCCACAAUGAAUGCCAGCGAUCAGCAGGCGGGCUUCGAGGAUUUCCGCACACCGAUGGCCGAGAUGCCACUGCCAUUGUUGCUACAGCCAGGUGGCAAGUAUCGCGGAUCGCCGUCACAUGCCACACAGUAUUAUGAUAGUGGAGAUACGAGUGAAUCGGAUGAGUACCCGAAUGAGGACUCUGGUGAUAACGAUUCAGGGUUAGAGGAGAAUUAUCAUACGCCUCGAGUGGCCAAAAUCAAAUCCAUGGAGAAUCUGUCCAUACUUGAAAUGGAAUUUCACAAGGCCUCUAUGGAGCUUGAUCGCAACUCGCCCCGUCGACUGAAGCAGCUGGCGGAGCAUGCACAAAUACCCAAGAUGAAGUCACUCAACAAUCUGUGUUUCGACGACUACUCCGAGGAGGUGGUGCGAGAAGAAUUCCAGCGCAUGAAAGAGCAAUCGCUGGAGGAGCGAUUACGUUACCAGCAGCCCAAUCAUCUGCAUCACACUCAUCUUCAUCUGCAUAACAGUGGACUGCGAAAGAACUCCACGACAUCCAACGGCUCCGCCGGCAAGCUGUAUGUGAAACAUACGCAGGCAAAUCAGAAUCAUCAGGCUAAGGUUGGCAAUGCCAAGUUCAUUGGCCUGGACGGUGAGAGUCCACAGCCAUCACAGCCAUCUCAUCCAUCGCAUCCCAUACAGAAGAUGCGCUCGAUGGGCACCAUACCCGAUAUCCUUAGCGAACGCAUCGAAGCGGAUCCCUUCCUGACGCCAACGUCGGAACGACGACCCAGCUUCAAUAGAUUGAUACAGUCAGCCGAUAAGCCAGCUCUGGGUAGCAGCUAUGUGAAUCGUUUGCUUACCUAUGAUGUGGUCGAUUCACCCGCUGAUAACUUUACCAAUUCCGCCUCCUUUAUGUCACGCACGCCAUUUGAACGCGCUUAUCGACGCACCAUGCUCCAGGGCGCCACCUCGUCCACACCGCUGGCCGUCUCACAGGAGCCCUACAUGGUCCGGCCACAUUCCACAAAUGCUGCCUACGAGCUCAUGAGAAGCUUCAGCGGCGUGCCACGUCGACUCUUCGACAGCGGCGGCGGCAGCAGCGGCAACUGCAACAACAGCGCCAACUGCAACAGCAGCAAUCGGCAACAAGCAACAUCAGCUGCAACGGCAACAACAGCAACAUCUAGUGCAGGAGGAGGCGCCUAUUAUGUGAUGGGCUCCAGUUGCUCACCCUGCGGCACUUUGGCCAGCAUUCAUUCGAAUCACUCGGCCUCAUCAUCAAAUGGCAGCAACAGCAGCAGCAGCGGCGCUCUCAUCACCUUCCAAUGUAAUCCACACUCUGGUCAGGAUGCGGUCGAUGGCCCCACGCAGACGCAGCAAACGUUGGUGGGUUCGCCCAACGGACAUGGCAACAGUCCCAGGCUGGGCAAUGUCAUGUCCGGCGAUGCACUCAGCUCAUUGGCGGCAAGUCCAACAGAUGCGUGCAGCAUCCGCUCGAAUCCAUCGGCCGCAUCGUUAUUACUCUCCACCUCGGCCGCUGCAGCGGAGGCAUCGGCUUUGACCUCGGCCACAACGAUGUCCAUUUCUGGUGCAACAUUAUCACCGCUGGCCACCACACAGAUCAUACGCCGGCCCAGCAUCACCAUGAUGAAUCCCAGUUCCGGUUCGUUAGUUAUAAGUGAAACAGGAUCUCUAGAUCGCACGAAAAGCAGCGGGGAGAAGCGCAAGAAGGGCGCCCUGGACGAUGGACCACGAGUAUCGGAUCGAGUUGAGGAGACGCGCGUCAAUCCAAACUCCCUAAUCGAUGAGAUUUUGAAGGACACGAAGCUGGAUCAGCUAGCUGAGUCCGCAGAGACGUCUGGUCUGCAGCUGUAUAUUGCACGGGAUGGCACCGCCUCACUGGGUGGACACGAGGUCAAGUCCAGUGUGCGGGCGGGCGCCUUCAAGCAGGUGGUCAUGCAGGAUCGAAGAUAGUAGCGUCGAUUCGUAAAAAUGUAUUAGAAGACUAACAAAAAACAACCACAACAAAAUACAACACAUACAAGAUAACUAAAGUUUUUCAAGUACAUGUAAAUCUAAUGAUUUUACAUGAUAAUUAUUUGCAAGCUAAUAGUGAGAGUAUAUAUACAUAUAUAACCUAUAUAUAUAUACAUAAGUAUGUAUGUCAUCGUCAAGAAAGUACACUAUUAUAAAUGUAAAGGCGUCGUAUGUUUAUCUAACUAGCUAUAUAUAAUAUAUAUAUAUAUGCCUACUAUAUACCGAUAUGAGAUAUUAAUAAUGUGUGUGUUAAGCGUCAUGUUAGUAGCAAAAGUCGUGCCGCAAAACUGUUAACUAACAGCGAACCCGUUUUAUAAUGCGCGCUGUUUAUUAACAGUGGAUUUCAUGUGGAAUCCAUGCGGAUCGUCUCGUAUUUCAGGAAGUGUUUGGUCAUCAAUCAAUUUAAAUGUCUAACUAAUAAAACACAAUAAGUUCGAUUUAAACAUGUAAAACUUUUAUUUACAAUUACUAUUUAUUUAGUUUUAUAUUGCUUAUCAAUGGCUUCAAUUUUAAGAGCGUCCAACAUACUUCCUAAGUCGGUCAAAAAAUAACACAAAAUUAUUGUAUAUUUGAGAAAACCAAAAAUGAUGUUUGAAACUUAUUAAACACUAAAAAGUUUGCACCUUAGAUGUAUAUACAGAACGGAAGUAAUAAUUAAUAAUAAAUAAUUGUCGUCUAUAAUACUGUUUUCGAAACAGGUUAUAACAAAAUCAUAUUCACAUUAAAAUGUUUUUUUUAUUGCUUCCGAAAUAAUCAAAAGAAAUUUCUCGUCAAAUUAAAAUGCAAACUUUGCUUUUCACACACACAAUAAUUGUAGUAGAAACCUUCCGCAAUAAUUAUUUAGCAAUUUGAUCAUUUCUGCUUCGUGGAAUUAAGCCACUGCGAAAUAUGUAUUAAUAUUUUUUACAGUUUGGCAAUUUAGUUGCAGCGUUGAGAAAUUCACAAAUUAUAACACAAAAUAAUAGUUGUUUUGCAUUUUAUUUAAAUAUAUUGGUAACUUUCGAUUCUUAAUGCAUAGUUACCAUUAAAAUAUGAAAUCUGAUUGUGUAUAUCAUUCAAAUCCUCAAACUCAAUUGAUUGCUGUCACGAAAAGCUUGUGUGUAUAAAAACAUAUUAUAAUAAUGAUAACAAUAAUCUUUGUGUUAAUAUGAAAGCAAAGUCUUAAGCAAAAAGAUUUAAAAAAAAAAUACAAAAAGAAAUGCAAUUACUUAGUUUAUAGCUUAUUUUACGUUAAAGAUGAAUGUGUAAAGUUUCUUUAGUUAUUUUUUGAUAAUUUGUAAAAAGUGAAGAUAAUUAAGAGAGCCCGAGAGCUAGUUUUUUAAAUUGUACAUGAUAAAAAAUAAUAAUAAUAAAAACAUUAAUAUAUACAAAUAUUUACAUAUGGUUGAUUGUCAAGAGGUUUGAGCUAACUAAAUGUUGUUGGCAAUGCUUGACUGACCACACAAUGAUUUCAAGGUUCAUAGUUUAAUCCAAAUUGAAUUAAUUUACAGUUCUUUUAUUAGUAUUUGCGUUUCAACAAUGCACAGUUCAAUAUCUAAUCGAAUGGCGGUAAGCCAUUUUUACAGUUGUCAUAUAAAACUAAGGCACACAAUAGUCGGCUAAGUAAACAACUGAUAAGACAACUUUUUGCCAACAGUAUUUGGUUAACUCAACUGACAAAUCUUGUGAACAUUUUUGAGCUGAUCUUAAGAAAA